This is a messenger RNA of Metopolophium dirhodum (rose-grain aphid), 3845 nucleotides long. Its product is annotated as zinc finger MYM-type protein 1-like. The transcript is spliced from 5 exons. NCBI's taxonomy places the organism in Eukaryota, Metazoa, Arthropoda, Insecta, Hemiptera, Aphididae. The record is from RefSeq and is a predicted model, not a curated record. Gene Ontology annotation, molecular function: protein dimerization activity. The coding region runs from base 710 to 3361 and encodes 883 amino acids.
GUCAGUGCCGCAACUACCACCAGGGCAAGCAGGGCAAAGCCCUGCCAGAGGGCCCAAAUUAAUUUUUCAAAGGGGGCCCAUAAUGGGUGGAUCCUAUUAUUAUUUUUCCGGGUUUUUGAUUUUGUAAAAAUGUAUUUUGAAUUGAAAUAUUUUAAAUAUUAAAUAUUAAGGAGUUCAUAAUCGAUAAGUAAUAAUGCGGUAAACAUAGACCUUAUGCUUAAAUAAUAAUUUAGAUUUUAGGCACAAACUAUGAAAAGUCUGUGGUAUAAGUAUAAGGUCUUUGGCGGCAAAUCAAUUUCACAGAUUUAUUCUGUGAUAAAAGAUUAAUGAUGAAAAAAUCACCGAUCAUCUUGGCGUUGGCUACACUGAAUACUCAGUUUGUCUUAUAAACCAAAGCAUUAUUCUGUGACCAAAGUAAGCACCACUAAAGUGCAAAAUAAAAAUAGAAUAAAAAUAUCUCUUUUGUUUACAUUUAGGUACCUACAUACAAAAUAAUAAUUCACCAAUUAUCUUCCGAACUAACCUUUAUGGCUUAUGCCUCUAUGUGUUUUAAAUUAUUUCAAAUUUAUAAUCACCAAGUUACUACUAGGUACUUUUAAUUUUCACUUUUCAUUGAAUAGUUUGCAUUGCUAAUAAAAAAAUACUUUUAUUAAUCAUUGCUGUUAAUACUUUAAUACUUGACUUAUAAGUUAUUUUAAUCAUAUUUACAAUGUCAAAAUAUCUCAGUGGUUCAGCAAAAAGGAAAAUGAGAAUAAAAAAAGAUGAAGAAAUAAAGAAGUUGAGAGGUUCAUUAAAUAUGUUUGUAGUAAAAAACAAUUUGGAUAAUGCUGUUGACAAGUGUGCCAAAAAUGUAAUUAUUAAAACAAAUAAAAAUACUGAUGUGGAAUCGUCUGGGACUUGUGAUGAUACUGAGCCAGACAUAUUUGAUAAUCAAGUCGAUAACUUUUCCACCAACUUAAUUAGUAAAAUAAAUGAAAAUACUGAUUUGGAAUCGUCUGUGACUUGUGAUGAUACUGAGCCAGACAUAUUUGAUAAACCAGGUGAAAAUGAAAAUAAUGAAGUAGAAUCGUCUGACACUUGUGAUGUUACUGAGUCAGGCAUAUUUGAUAAACCAGGUUUAGAUUUAACAAAUGAUUAUCCAACUGACCGUGGACAUUUUAAAGAGUUUGAUACUGUAAAAUCUGAUUUGAAGAGAAGUAUUUUAUUGCAUGGACCAUGUAAACCAACCAACAUAGAAUUUCCCUAUAGCCCUGAUGGAAAAGGCAUCCUUAGACGUUUUUCAGCACAGUUUUAUCACAAAACUACAAAUACAGGACUAUGUAUACCCAGAAUAUGGUUAUGCUAUUCAGUCAUUUUAGAUUGUGCAUACUGUGAAGUAUGUUGGCUUUUCGCUGAUAGGCAAAAUAGAAAUUUUAAAAUAAAUUGGAUAUUAGGAAUUAAUGAUUGGCACCAUAUUGGAGAAAAAAUUGGAGCACAUGAAAUUUCUCAACAACAUAUUCAAGCCACUGAAGUCCGAGUACGCUGGUUAAAAAACGAAACUAUAGACAAACAUAUGGAAGAUAAAAUUAUUAAAGAAGCUAGUUUUUGGAGAAAUGUUUUAAUUAGAUUAGUCAAAAUUAUUUUAUUUUUAACUGCGGGGAAUACUGCUCUCCGAGGAAACGAAAACAGUAAAACUAAAAUAAAUAAUACAGAAGGAAACUUUAUCAGGACUGUAAGGCUAAUGGCAGAUUUUGAUCCUGUUUUAAAUAAUCUAUUGAAUAAUGAAAAUAAUAAAAUAAAAUACCUGAGUUGGAAAAUUCAAAAUGAAUUAAUUCAUUUAUUAUCCUCAGAAGUAUUAAAUAUAUUAGCAAACGAAGUAAAAAGAUCUAAAUAUUAUUCAAUAAUAGUAGAUUCGACACAAGAUAUAACAAAAAUUGAUCAAUUGAGUGUUAUACUGCGUUAUGUUGUUUUAAACUAUGAAACAAAAUCAUUUGAAGUAAAAGAAUCUUUUUUUGGGUUUUUUGAAUUAGAGAACCAUGGCUCAAAGGAUUAUGAAAAUCUUAUUUAUGAUGUGUUGAAAAAGUACAAUUUAGACAUCCAAAAUUGUCGUGGCCAGGGUUAUGAUGGUGCAGCAGUAAUGAGUGGAGCUUAUUCAGGAGUGCAACAAAGAAUAUCUUCUACCGUGUCGAAUGCACAUUAUGUACAUUGCUGCGCACAUAACCUUAACUUGGUGAUUUGUGAUGCAGCCAAAUCGACGCAAGUUGCAACUAACUUUUUUACAACAUUACAAACUAUAUUCAAUUUUUUUAGUUCUAGUUGUCCUAGAUGGGCAUCACUUGCAUUUGGUGAUGACACUGCCAAAACAAUUAGACUUAAAGUAUUAAAAAAAGUUUGUCCUACUCGCUGGGAGGCUAGGCAUUCAUCAGUAUCAGCAUUAAAACAAAGGUAUAUAGAAGUUAUAAAAUCAUUAACAUAUAUGAGUUUAUCAAGUAGUAAAGUAGAUGAAAAACAUAUGGCAAUUUCAAUUAAAAAAAAAAUAGAAUCUUUUGAAUUUUUACUUAUGUUAUGUUUGUGGGAACGAGUAUUGCGUCCUUUGCAUGGUAUCUCUAAACUUUUGCAGAAGCAAGACAUUGACCUCCAGAAAGCAUUAGAUAGAUUGACUGAUGCCUAUACUUGUAUGCAGCAACUAAGGAAUGACUAUUGUAGUGUAGUUGAAAAUGCAAGCAACCUGGCAAUUAAAUGGGGUAUUCCAACUGAUGACAAAGUGGUUCGCCAAAAAAAAGCAAGGUUGUUUUUUGAUGAAGUAGAUGGUGACAGACGAAUGAAUAUCACACAAGAUAAUUUUAAAAUAAAAGUAUUUUUACCAGUUGUUGACACAAUAAUAUGUCAACUUAAAGAUCGAUUUAAAGGUUUACAUAACGUUUGUAGUAUUUUCAAUUUUUUGAAACCUCAAACACUUUUAGGACCAGAUGAAAUUACUAUUAAAGGAUCAUAUGACUUUAUUCAAAUGUAUCAAUCAGAUAUAAGUUCUGAUUUAACAAGUCAACUGCUAUCAAUCAAAGAAAUUAUAAAAAAUAAAAAUUUGAAUAGUAUCCAAGCACUGGCCUCAUUUAUUCUCGAAAACGACUUUGCUACAAGUUACUCUGAUGUAUUAGGAGCAUGUAUAAUUUAUUUGACAUUGCCAGUAACGGUUGCAACAGCAGAAAGGUCUUUUUCAAAACUUAAAAUAAUAAAAAGCUAUUUAAGGAAUUCAACUGGACAAGAACGACUGUCCAAUAUUUCAGUUUUAAAUAUCGAACAGCGUCGUACAAAAGAAAUUGAUAUGGACAAAAUAUUAACAAAUUUUUCAAAUAUGAAAGCAAGAAAAAUGAAAUUUGAUUAAGUAUGAAUUAAUAUAUUGUUAAGUUUAUUAAAAUUAUUUAAAUAUAUAACAUAAAAUAUAUAAAUACAGAUAUCAUUUCCACAGAAACAUAGAAUACAAUAGUUUUACAAAAUAAUAAUCAUUUAUCAUACCUUUUAAUUUUAUCAAAAAAAAAAAUUUCUAGCAGCAUUUUAUAUUAUUAUGUACCCUCUAUAGUUGUAGGGCCCGAAAUUUAAUUUUGCCCUGGGGCCCUAAAUUACUAAGUUGCGGCACUGAAUGCAGUUCUAUUACGACAAGGAGAUAGGAGAAAUUUCAGAAUCUCUGUAAGUCUAGCUGAAACAUUGACCCCGGUGCCGAACAAUAUAAUAUUUUCCAAGCUCACGCAAAUCUUAUCGGAAGCACGCCUUAUCAACACAAUACAUCUAAAUCAACAGGAUACAAAAACUCCAUUAUAAUAUUAUUACUCAUAAGUAUGUUUUUUAAUUUUAACUUAUAUCCUCUUCAG